AUGGCUGGGAACACCAUUACGGUGGCUGCGGAGACCAUCACGGCGGCUGCGCAGACUAUCACGGUGGCUGCGGAGACCAUCACGGUGGCUGCGGAGACCAUCACGGUGACUGCGGAGACCAUCACCAUGGCUGCGGAGACCAUCACGGUGGCUGCGGAGACCAUCACGGUGGCUGCGGAGACCAUCACGGUGGCUGCGGAGACCAUCACGGUGGCUGUGGAGACCAUCACGGUGGCUGCGAACACCAUCACGGUGGCUGGGGAGACCAUCACGAUGGCUGCGGAGACCAUCACGGUGGCUGCAGAGACCAUCACGGUGGCUGCGGAGACCUUCACGGUGGCUGCGGAGACCAUCACAGUGGCUGCGGAGACCAUCACGGUGACUGCGGAGACCAUCACCAUGGCUGUGGAGACCAUCACGGUGGCUGCAGAGACCAUCACGGUGGCUGCGGAGACCAUCACGGUGGCUGCGGAGACCAUCACGGUGGCUGCGGAGACCAUCACGGUGGCUGCGGAGACCAUCACGGUGGCUGCGGAGACCAUCACGGUGGCUGCGGAGACCAUCACGGUGGCUGCGGAGACCAUCACGGUGGCUGCGGAGACCAUCACGGUGGCUGCGGAGACCAUCACGGUGGCUGCGGAGACCAUCACGGUGGCUGCGGAGACCAUCACGGUGGCUGCGGAGACCACCGUGGCUGCGGAGACCAUUACCGUAGCUGCGGAGACCAUCACCAUGCCUGCGGAGACCAUCACGGUGGCUGCGGAGACCAUCACGGUGGCUGCGGAGAACAUCACGGUGGCUGCGGAGAACAUCACGGUGGCUGUGGAGACCAUCACGGUGGCUGCGGAGACCAUCACAGUGGCUGCGGAGACCACGGUGGCUGCGGAGACCAUCACAGUGGCUGCGGAGACCAUCACGGUGGCUGCGGAGACCAUCACGGUGGCUGCGAAGACCAUCACGGUGGCUGCGGAGACCAUCACGGUGGCUGCGGAGACCAUCACGGUGGCUGCGGAGACCAUCACAGUGGCUGCGGAGAACAUCACGGUGGCUGCGGAGACCAUCACGGUGGCUGCGAAGACCAUCACGGUGGCUGCGGAGACCAUCACGGUGGCUGCGGAGACCAUCACGGUGGCUGCGGAGACCAUCACGGUGGCUGUGGAGACCAUCACGGUGGCUGCGGAGACCAUCACGGUGGCUGUGGAGACCAUCACAGUGGCUGCGGAGACCAUCACGGUGGCUGCGGAGACCAUCACGGUGGCUGCGGAGACCAUCACGGUGGCUGCGGAGACCAUCACGGUGGCUGCGGAGACCAUCACGGUGACUGCAGAGACCAUUACCGUGGCUGCGGAGACCAUCACGGUGGCUGCGGAGACCAUCACGGUAGUCGGGGAACCAACAACACGCCACCUGGGGGCAAGAGCCACAAGCUCGACGGGAAGCAAAUUACCAC
Procambarus clarkii (red swamp crayfish) is the source of this 1450-nucleotide messenger RNA. RefSeq lists its product as uncharacterized. NCBI's taxonomy places the organism in Eukaryota, Metazoa, Arthropoda, Malacostraca, Decapoda, Cambaridae. The record is from RefSeq and is a predicted model, not a curated record.